UUCACUGCGGCACUUUUCACAAGAAGCAAAAGAUGAACACAGCCAAUAUGUCCAUCAGCAGGUGAAUGGAUACACAAACUUUGGUACGUACACACAACUCCACAGGGUUUUCAAGGCUCUGACCUUUCAGAAGGAGAUCACCGGGAAUGUCUUCUGAGAAGUCUCUGGGUGGGUUUGAACCCCCAAACUAGUAGAUGAGCAAUUAACUGUUGGUGCAAGCCAGGGACUUCCAAUGGAAUAUUACACACACUCCCAAAAAUGAAGUCUUGAUGCAUACGACAACAUGGAUGAAGCCUGAAAACACCAAGCUGAGAAAAGUCAGUCAGUCAGAAAAGGAGAGAUGCAUUCUGAUCUCACUUAUAGGGCAGAAGCAAAUAUACACAAAACAAAGCUUAUUAGUGGUUACCAGGGGUGACAGGGAGGGGGAAGGAAGAGUUUUUGAUUAGGAUCAUUGAGUUUAUGUGAAAGGUAGUGGAAUGAUUUGGAACAUAAACCGUGAAAUGCUUGCACAGCUUGAAUAUAAGCAAUGUAACAAAUGCACAUGUAGAAAUUGUUGAAAUGGCGUGUUUUAUUAUGUAUAUUUGCAACACAAUAAAAAAAAUAACAUGAAGAUCAAUAAAAAGGAAAGAAAAGCUCUGUGGAAUUCUCGCUCUACACACACACACACACACACACACACACACAUUUUUCUUCUAAAAAAAAUGAGUAAAGAAUCCCUGAGAGCAAAAAGCACAGUCAAUUACCCCCCGUUUUUAUUGGUCCAUUUCUUGUGGUGACCUCAUAAGGAGCCAAUUCUUUGGAACUCCAAGCCCCUAUAUAAGUCCCUGGAAACCUAGGUUUGUGGUCUUUCUGGCUCAGGAAGCUCCUUCAGUGACCUGAGACAUCGUGACCAAACUUGGCUUGUUUUCUCUUUAAAUUGUGGUUUUUCUAUUUCCUCGCCAGCUAUUCUUAUUUUCUCUUUGUUUUUCCUCAUUUGCAUUCAUUCGUUUUUCAUUUUAUUCUUCCUUUACAUCCUCAAUUUUUCUUUUUUUCUAUGUACUUGUUAAUUUUUUUAUCAUCUUACUAUUAUUGUUUUAUUUUGUAUUUUUUCUUAUCCUCAUGUUAUUUAUUCCUUUUUUGAAUCUUUCUCAUUGAUUUCUUGUUUUGUUUAUAUAUACAAUUUAUCUUAUUUUUAUCAGUUUUUAAAAUUUUACUUCCUCUUUUCUCAUUUUACCUUUUUGAUUAUAUUUUAACUUUUUCUCAUUUUUUCCAUAUUUCAUUAAGUUUUUAGUCACCACUUUUUAGGGUUUUGGGUUUUUAAGUUUUUAAUCCUACCACCAGGGCACCUCUUAUCCCAAAGCCCGCUACGCCUUCGCACCAUAGCCAACAUGCUGCAGAGCCACUUAGCCUUCUCUGCUGUGGAGGAAACUCAUGUGGGACGCUACCACCUCCUCAGAACCAUCGGCAAGGGGGCAUCUGCCAAGGUCAAGCUGGCCCAGCACAUCAUCACCGGCCAAGAGGUAGCCAUUAAAAUAAUUGACAAGAUCCAGCACACGUCCUCCGACCUCCACAGACUAUACAGAGAGAUAGAAAUUAUGAAGGAUCUCCAUCAUCCAAAUAUUGUAAAGCUGUUUGAAGUCAUAGAGAAUGAGCACGCCCUCUAUAUAGUCAUGGAGUAUGCAAGUGGAAGGGACCUCUUUUACCACCUAGUGAAUCAUGGCUUCAUGAGCGAAAAAGAGGCCCAAACGAAAUUCCAACAAAUAGUGUCAGCGGUGAAGUACUGCCACGACAAGAGUAUUGUUCAUAGGGAUCUGAAAACAGAAAACCUACUAUUGGACAAGCGAAUGAACAUCAAACUUGCAGACUUUGGUUUAGGAACUGAAUUCACCCCAGGGAGCAAGCUGGAUACCUUCUGUGGCACUCCCCCUUAUUCUGCCCCAGAACUCCUUCAGGGAGAAAAGUAUGACGGACCCCCAGUGGAUGUGUGGAGCCUGGGAGUCAUCCUAUACUUCAUGGUAACUGGAUCUCUGCCUUUUCGUGGGAAGACCUUGACGAAGCUGCGAGAGCAGGUGCUGCAGGGACAAUAUCACGUUCCCUUCCACAUGUCUAGCCAGUGUCAACACCUGCUCAGUAAAAUUUUCAUUCGUGACCCAAGAAAGAGAGCCACGUUAGAGGACAUCCUGGCACAUCCAUGGAUGAAGGUGAGCCAUGAAGAAAAACAAAAGCUCUAUGUGCAGCCACUCCCAGACUACGAUAACCACUGGCACACUGAGGUGACAGUGAACACGGGUUACGUGCAGGAAGACAUUCAUGACUCACUGUUGAACCACAAUUACAAUGAUGCGAACGCCACCUAUCUGAUCCUGCGUCACGACACAUAUGAGAUUGACAGCCACACCAGCACCCUGGAACCCCAGGCUGAAGCCCAUUGCACCGAUAGCCACACUCCUUCCUCAUCCCAUGAAGUGCCUCCUACCGUCUGUCCUAAACCCAAACAGCGUAGUUACACCGAGCCCACCAUUCCCACCUUUGGUUACUACAUCCGCGAUGCUUUGAACACUCUCUCUGAGGGAGGGAUGGGGACCUCCAUGGUGUCUACUUCUCCAUCAUUCUCCCUGGCCCUGGCCCACCUGCGGCAGCAAUCUACCACAGCCUGGGCACAGCCCAACCAGGACUCUGACCUGUAUGCCAAGGGGAGAAACAGUGAGGUGCCACAGCCCAUCACACCACCCCAGUGUGUUUCUGUGCCUUCCUCCUCAGCCUACACCAUCAACGAGAGUGCCGGGGCCCCGGAGAAAACCAGUUUUACCCAGGGAAUGUCAAAACUAAGCUCCGUAAAUGAGGAGCAGGUGCAUGAGUUACCUGACCAGCCGAGUUUGCCCCAGACUGUGAGUCUAGCCUCUUCCUCUGAGGAGCAGGUGCAUGAGUUACCUGACCAGCCGAGUUUGCCCCAGACUGUGAGUCCAGCCUCUUCCUCUGUCAGCAGCCAGGGCUGGAAGCGGGCCACUGGGAGGUUCUUUAAGCUCAUGAGAAGAUGCCUUUGUUUUACAUAUGACAAAAAGGACCACAAAGCAUCGGACAGCAAAGCUGCACAAAUGAUCAAACCUCAACAGGCCAAACCACGCUCUCUCAAAUUUACCUGGAGGAUGAAGAUCACCAGUUCCUUGGAGCCCGACGAGAUGCUGCAGGAGAUCUGUCAAGUGUUGGAUGCCAAUGGCUGUGACUGGGAUCUCACACACAAAUACACACUGCUGUGUAUGAAUGGCACACCAGGACAACAGGACUUCACUCAGUGGAGGAUGGAGGUGUGCACCCUGCCUCGGAGGACUCUCAAUGGGGUAAAAGUGAAGAGAAUUUCAGGGACCUCUGAGGCCUUCAAUAACAUUGUCUCAAAAAUCACCAGUGACCUUGCACUUUAAAAUGGGGGCAGCAGCUGCCUGAGAGAAAACAGGAGUUCCAAGGUUUA
Molecule: messenger RNA, 3445 nt
Organism: Loxodonta africana (African savanna elephant)
Lineage: Eukaryota; Metazoa; Chordata; Mammalia; Proboscidea; Elephantidae
Product: serine/threonine-protein kinase MARK2-like
Exons: 1
Coding region: 1368-3398 (676 amino acids)
Biological process (GO): intracellular signal transduction; protein phosphorylation; microtubule cytoskeleton organization
Cellular component (GO): cytoplasm
Molecular function (GO): protein serine/threonine kinase activity; tau-protein kinase activity; ATP binding
Source: RefSeq, a predicted model, not a curated record